Messenger RNA from Echinops telfairi (small Madagascar hedgehog), 6277 nucleotides. RefSeq names its product solute carrier family 8 member A1 (gene SLC8A1). Lineage: Eukaryota; Metazoa; Chordata; Mammalia; Afrosoricida; Tenrecidae. The coding region runs from base 345 to 3257 and encodes 970 amino acids. The transcript is spliced from 11 exons. Gene Ontology annotation, molecular function: calcium:sodium antiporter activity. Gene Ontology annotation, cellular component: axon; sarcolemma; postsynapse. Gene Ontology annotation, biological process: sodium ion transmembrane transport; cell communication; calcium ion import across plasma membrane. The record is from RefSeq and is a predicted model, not a curated record.
GGCCAAUCCUGACAGCAUAUUAAUAUGCCCAGUUCUCCUAAAUGCCAUCUCAUGACACUUCCCUGCUACUCAGUCUGUCAGUAGUUUUCUCACUGAACUUGGAAACGGAGGUCGAUAUAAAAAGAAAAAGAAAAGAACACCUCGCCAUAUCCCAGUUUACAUAUUUUUUUUCUGUCCACAGAAGGUGUCCCCCUAGUGGCAACAGCAAAAGCAAAGCUGGCGUGUCUCAAUCUCGUGAGAUCGCACACAGGCACAGGACCAUUUGUUUUCCGUCUUUUCACUCUGUAAUAGCUCCUGCUUCUAAACAGUAGGUUGGGACAGUUGGAAGUCUAUCAUUUUACAAAAUGUUGCCAUUCAGUCUCUCACCCACCUUUUCCAUGGGAUUUCAUCUCCUAGCCAUCGUGGCUCUCUUAUUUUCCCAUCUGGACCAAAUACAUGCUGAGAGUGAAAUGGAAGGAGAAGCAAACAACACUGGUGAAUGUACCGGCUCAUAUAUCUGCAAGAAAGGGGUGAUUUUACCCAUUUGGGAGCCACAAGACCCUUCUUUCGGGGACAAAAUUGCGAGAGCGACGGUGUAUUUUGUCGCCAUGGUCUACAUGUUUCUCGGAGUAUCUAUCAUUGCCGAUCGGUUCAUGUCCUCCAUAGAGGUCAUUACGUCUCAAGAAAAAGAAAUCACCAUCAAGAAACCCAAUGGAGAGACCACCAAGACGACGGUCCGGAUCUGGAAUGAGACCGUGUCUAAUCUCACCUUGAUGGCCCUGGGCUCUUCGGCUCCCGAGAUUCUCCUCUCCGUCAUUGAAGUGUGUGGCCACAAUUUCAAUGCAGGAGACCUGGGUCCUAGUACCAUUGUGGGAAGUGCUGCCUUCAAUAUGUUCAUCAUCAUCGCCCUUUGCGUUUAUGUGGUCCCUGAUGGAGAGACCAGGAAGAUUAAGCAUCUGCGUGUGUUCUUUGUGACCGCAGCCUGGAGCAUAUUUGCCUAUACCUGGCUUUACCUUAUUUUGUCUGUCAUCUCCCCUGGCGUCGUGGAAGUCUGGGAAGGUUUGCUCACCUUCUUCUUCUUUCCCAUUUGUGUGGUGUUCGCCUGGGUAGCAGAUCGGAGGCUUCUGUUUUACAAAUACGUCUACAAGAGGUAUCGGGCUGGCAAACAGAGGGGGAUGAUUAUUGAACACGAAGGAGACAGGCCGUCUUCCAAGACUGAAAUUGAGAUGGAUGGGAAAGUGGUCAAUUCUCAUGUGGAAAACUUCUUGGAUGGUGCCUUGGUGCUGGAGGUUGGUGAGAGGGACCAAGAUGAUGAAGAGGCGAGGCGAGAAAUGGCUAGGAUUCUGAAGGAGCUCAAGCAGAAGCAUCCCGAGAAAGAAAUCGAGCAGCUGAUAGAAUUAGCUAACUACCAAGUCCUAAGUCAGCAGCAAAAGAGCCGAGCAUUUUACCGUAUUCAGGCUACUCGUUUGAUGACCGGAGCUGGCAACAUUUUGAAGCGGCACGCAGCUGACCAGGCAAGGAAAGCCGUCAGCAUGCAAGAGUUCAACCCUGAAGUGGCAGAAAAUGAGCCGGUGAGUAAGGUCUUCUUUGAGCAAGGGACCUAUCAGUGUCUGGAGAACUGUGGCACUGUUGCCCUGACCAUAAUGCGCAGAGGUGGUGACUUGACCAACACGGUCUUCGUUGACUUCAGAACCGAGGAUGGCACAGCCAAUGCUGGAUCCGAUUAUGAGUUCACUGAAGGCACUGUCGUCUUCAAGCCUGGGGAGACUCAGAAGGAAAUCAGAGUUGGCAUCAUCGAUGAUGACAUCUUUGAGGAGGAUGAGAAUUUCCUCGUGCACCUCAGCAAUGUCAAAGUGUCUUUGGAAGCUUCAGAAGAUGGCAUACUGGAAGCCAAUCACAUUUCCGCACUGGCUUGUCUCGGCUCGCCCUCUACUGCCACGGUGACGAUUUUUGAUGACGACCAUGCUGGCAUCUUCACGUUUGAGGAGCCCAUGACACACGUGAGUGAGAGCAUUGGCAUCAUGGAGGUGAAAGUUUUGAGAACGUCCGGAGCACGAGGAAAUGUUAUCGUUCCUUACAAAACCAUUGAAGGGACUGCCAGAGGUGGAGGAGAGGACUUUGAGGACACGUGUGGAGAACUCGAGUUCCAGAAUGAUGAAAUUGUCAAAACAAUAUCAGUCAAGGUAAUUGAUGAUGAGGAAUAUGAGAAAAACAAGACCUUCUUCCUUGAGAUUGGAGAACCCCGCCUGGUGGAGAUGAGUGAGAAGAAAGCCCUGUUAUUGAAUGAGCUUGGUGGCUUUACCAUAACAGAAAAAUACCUGUAUGGCCAACCCGUCUUCAGGAAAGUACACGCUAGAGAGCACCCUCUUCCCUCCACUGUAAUCAACAUUGCAGAGGAAUGUGAUGACAAGCAGCCGCUGACCAGCAAAGAGGAAGAGGAGCGGCGCAUUGCGGAACUGGGGCGCCCCAUCCUGGGAGAGCAUGCCAAGCUGGAAGUGAUCAUUGAAGAAUCCUAUGAGUUCAAGAGUACCGUGGACAAACUCAUUAAGAAGACAAACCUAGCCCUCGUGGUUGGCACAAACAGCUGGAGGGAGCAGUUUAUCGAAGCCAUCACUGUCAGUGCCGGGGAAGAUGAUGAUGACGAUGAAUGCGGGGAGGAGAAGCUGCCCUCCUGCUUUGACUACGUGAUGCAUUUUCUGACCGUGUUCUGGAAGGUCCUCUUUGCCUUCGUCCCCCCGACAGAAUACUGGAACGGCUGGGCAUGUUUCAUUGUAUCCAUCCUCAUGAUUGGCCUACUGACAGCGUUCAUUGGCGACCUGGCUUCCCACUUCGGCUGCACCAUUGGCCUGAAAGACUCCGUGACAGCAGUGGUGUUCGUUGCACUUGGAACUUCAGUGCCAGACACAUUCGCCAGCAAAGUGGCCGCCACCCAGGACCAGUAUGCGGAUGCAUCCAUAGGUAACGUCACAGGCAGCAACGCAGUGAAUGUCUUCCUGGGAAUCGGCGUGGCCUGGUCCAUCGCUGCCAUCUACCACGCAGCCAACGGGGAACAGUUCAAAGUGUCCCCUGGCACGCUAGCUUUCUCUGUCACUCUCUUCACCAUUUUUGCUUUCAUCAAUGUGGGGGUGCUGCUGUAUCGGCGGAGGCCAGAAAUCGGAGGUGAGCUGGGUGGGCCCCGGACUGCCAAGCUCCUCACAUCCUCCCUCUUUGUGCUCCUGUGGCUCUUGUACAUUUUCUUCUCCUCCCUGGAGGCCUACUGCCACAUAAAAGGCUUCUAAAGGAACAAUCAGAUGUAGUAAAUUUAUAUAUAUAUAUAUAAAUAUAUAUACAUAUAUAUACAUAAAGAUUUAUGUAUAAUGAACAGAGGAAACUGACAUGUGUCAUGUUCACUUACCUGCUGGUGGAACCCAGCUUCAAGAGCAUACGCUGUACUAUGGCCGAAGUAAGAAACCACCUUCCACCCCAGGGGCAUCGUCCUGUCGAACAAGGCUUGGAGGCACAGCCGUCUUUGCAGCUCGGCCUAGAAGGCGUGUACUCUCUCUCGGUGGAUGAAACGUGCAGGCUUUGACCUGUCCUCUGGUUUUUGCUUUUCUUCUUGGUGGGGUUGGAGAGGGGGUACAUUUUUGGCUUUUGGUGUGUUUUAUUUUGUUUUGUUUUGUGGGGCAGGUCGGGGUUUCUGCCUCUUUUUGUAACAGGUGAAGACAAAUCCCAAUGUGGGUGAGUUUUUGACAAAAAAACAAAAACAAAAAAUCUUAAUCAUUAAGUUUCCCCUCUCCUCCCCUCAACUUUCAAAAACUGUGUUCAGAGUUCAGAAAGUAUCUGGGCAUGGAAGAAGAAAGAAACCUAUCUUCACUAUAUUACCAAGUUUUGUGCUUAUAUCUUGAAUUUGAACAGAGGUCAAUCUGCCUUCAGAAAACAGCACAGGAGUCCGACAGAACCCGGAAAAGUGAUGCUUCUGGAAAUAGUCUGAUAGCGAAAGAUAUGAUGCCUGGGACUCUGGUUCAACAGGUACAGGGGUCACGUGCUUAGAUUCCUAGGACAUGCAAAGUCCUUUAGUUCUUAACUUUUUAGCUCUGGACAAUGGUUAGCAAGGUUCUGACUCUGGUGUCCCAGCCCGGAGACCCCCGCUUCGAUCCCCCAUGUCCACCCCCCUCUUCCUCCUCUCCAAUCCCACCAACAGGAAGAAUAGCUCUACUAUCAUCCUGUAUCCAUUUGCAUCCCUAUGUGUCCCAGGUCCACAUUGUGGCUGCCCGGGACUGUCUGUCAGUUUUCUUUUGAAACACAUCCAUGGCCUGCACCUCCCUGUCCCAAUCCCAACCGAACAUUUGCUCCUUCCUCCUUCUUGUGCCUGUUUGGGAAUGUUGUGAUACCUGUUACACAGUGCAUGGAUGAAAAACAAAACAAAGCGUAUCUGUAUAUAGUAGAGUAGAGCGUAGACUGUUCUCCCAUUUCCACCACGUUGGUUGGCCAUUGCAGCCAUCAGUGAGUGUUCUUUGUACCUGAGUUGUUGUUUUGUGUUGUUCUUGAGUUUCAUUAUGACUAGGGAUAAGAAGAGAAAAUGGCUUCUAUAUAUUAUUUGUGGAGCUGCACAUUCAUUUCUAAGAAGCAAUAACGGUCACAUGGGGAGCUAGAGUCAUGGGGAGGAGAGCUGGAAGCCCCCAGAGUCCCUUCAUGGAAAAGUAACCAUGUGGACACAUCUGAGGCCUCUCACAGCCACGGGCUGUUUCAGGAAGGCCAAGGAAAGGCGCUCUAGGGCAGUAGAUGAGUUAGAUGUGCCUGGGCUGUGAAAGCCCACUGCCCCCACCCUCAGCCCAUUUCAUUGAUACCACUGCCCCAGUGUAUUUAUUUCACAUCUGCUCUGUCUGGCACAGAGGGUAGAGAGUGCAGGUUUGUUCAUUUUACUUUGUUCUGUAAACGGCCAUUUUGAGCCCCGCUUCUUUCCCUGUGCAGACCCCUCUGAUUGUAUCUACUGUCCCUCGGAAGACGUCAGGGUGAUCCAGGGGCCACUCAGAGCCUGCCUCCUCUGCAUAUGACUAAAGAGUAGCAAUUAGAUGAGGAGAUCAGUGUCUCCCAGGGGGAUUGCACCAGGAGGAUUCUUUUUGACCCAACAAUAGACAAGGAAUGGCUCUUAUUUCAGAAUACCAAAGAGUGUAGCUAAGCCUUGCAAAGUGGUGAGCCCAUCGAUGAAGUGAAAUGGGAUGUCCGUGACCGCCUCUCUCUCAGUAGCUUCUCUGUCUACAGGGAACCCCAAGCCACACUUUCUGGGUCCUAUGUUUUAAAGACACUUAAGAAAUAAAACUGUUGGAACUUAUCUUCUUUCUCCAAGUUCCCAGAAUCUUUAAUGAGUAAACAUUUGACAUCUGAAAGCAUAAAUUAAAUCAAAACUCUUAAAUGAAAUGUGCAUUACCCAUGCAAUAUGCCAGGAACUGUGUUCCCUCCUAGGUAUUUAACCAGAAACCAGACAGCCCUCCCCAUACCCGUCCUCAAGGAGAUUGCAAUUAAUGUGACUGCUAAUUUCCAUAAGUAAAAGUGAACACGACCUACGGAAACAACUUCAUCUUGCAAGGGAAACCAAAUUCAUACUUUUUGUAUGAAUUCCAUUGUCCAAAAAUAUAAAAUGUAGAUUUAGAACAGAACCAAACUUAUCCUUGGCAACAAAGUGGGUAAUCAAGAUCAGUGAGAAGACUCACUGGGUCCCAGUCUUUAUCUUUGUCUGGUAACAGCACCUUUCUACCCCCAACCCCGCCCAACCUUACCUCUGCUCCACAUCUCUGCCUGACCUGCACUGAUGGCCUCUCUCCUUUCUAGUCCAUUCUUGUUGGGGGGCAGUGCUUUUAUUUUCUUUAUUUGUUGGUAGUGGUUUUUGUUUGUUUGUUUGUUGUUUUGAGAUUUACCUAGUAGAAAGCUAACCUAGAAACACCAAGUCAACCUAAAUCGUUUAAAUAUUAGACGGGUUUUGCACUCCUCUUUUGUCACAGCUGAAUGGCAGUCACCCCCGUAGGGAAUUUUCACAAAGGACUUUUAGAAAUUCUUGCUGUGGGUCAAUUUCGAUUUCAAAGCUUUUGGGGUUUGUUUUUAAAUUCUCAUGCUAUAGGGAAAAAGCCGAUGCUGGUUGUUCCAGGGUUGUUGUUAAUUAUCAUAGUUGUGUAAAAUAAUUUCAUUUUGUUUGUUUGAUUAUUUCAUUUUGUGUGUAUUGUGCACAGCUUUAGGGGGGAAAGUGCACUAAUUGUGCUGUUCCUUAUAAAUGGUACACGUUAUUGACACAGACAAAUAAAGUUUCUAAUUGUUUCUGAUUUAA